AUGGAAGAUGAUCAAAGGGAACUACAACUCCUCCCAACGCCGCCGCACACAAGAGGACCGUACUCACGUCCGGCGUCAUGGAAGUCGGAUUCGAUGAGAUACCGAUCUGAGAGCAUCCAGUUUAAUUCUUUAGAGAGUGCUGGUCCGUCGCUCGACCUGCAGCUAUCGAUUAGUCUCCGGCCAAUCCAGUCGCCGGCGGAUCACUGUAUGCUGGGGGAUUCGUUCCAAUUCGAUCGGAGAGACUCUAAAAGUGAUAACGGAAGAGUUGAGGCGCUGAAAUGGCAAGCGGCGGAUCAAAUUCGGAUAGCGUCAAUGGAGAAAGCGUAUGCGGAGCGUGUUAGAGAGAUGACGAAGCGCGAGAUGGAAUUAGCGCAAUCGGAAUUCUCACGAGCACGACACAUGUGGGAACGAGCACGAGAGGAGGUCGAGAGAGUGGAGAAGAUGAAAGAAAGGGCAACUCGCCGGAUUGAUUCAACCUGUAUGGAGAUCACUUGUCAAGCUUGCAGGCAAAAAUUUCGACAUUGA
Messenger RNA from Lactuca virosa, 525 nucleotides. The record is from the annotation of a GenBank genome assembly. Lineage: Eukaryota; Viridiplantae; Streptophyta; Magnoliopsida; Asterales; Asteraceae.